AUGAAGCACGCAAGGGUAGACGUUGCCAAGUUAGGGCUGCAGAAUGCUGACAUUCGGGCCCUAGCAGCAGGGCCAAUCGUACAAUUCUUACACGCUGGAGAACUUGACGAACGGGAAUGGGAGACCGUUCUACGAAACAGCUCAGUAAUGCAUGGCUGGUAUGUUGAUAUGCAGACCAAAAAGAUUAAACAGGCCCCUAAGCCAGCCUUCCGUCUACUCCCGGGCUUGAAUAUGCCUGCAGAGCUUACUGCGCUCCCUCCUUUACUGGGUGAAAAGAUGAGAACGACAAAACCACUGCUACCAGGAGUUGAUCCUCAAUCCACUGGGUAUGGUGAACCAGCGGCAGCUACAGGAGAAGAGGAGCCGCAAGGAAGCGGAGAAACACCCGGAGCACCAGGCGAAGGCCAAGACGAAGACGAAGAGCAAGAUGCGGAAGAUAAAGAAACACAGCCCACAGGUGAUUCAGGGGUAUCUACGAAUUUGAUGAUGAGCAAUGAAAGCCUCUUGAUUCCAGAGAGAGACUCUGACCGUCAAACCGUCGAUGAUGAUGAGAACUCUAAUCAUUCUCUGGAGAGCGCACCAGAGCCUGUCUCUGCUUCUCAACCUACCCCUCCUUCUGGAUCCGCCUCUGAGACUGCUCCUGCUUCUGUUAAUGCCUAUCCACCACCGAGGGACAACAAAGCGGAGCGUCUCCCCUCUUUCCCAUCCUUCACGGUCAACGAUAAUUCAAAGAUCGAGUUCACAGUGGCCCACCAUGAGAUUCAUGUAUCAAUGGCCAAGAAUAAUUUUUCAAUGAAUGGCUUCGAGGCUGCUGCCUCUGGUAGUUUCUUUGGUGUUUCAGCUAGGGCCAGUGGAGGGUUCACUGAGGAGAAAGCAACAGGCUCUGGAUCAGCCAACGAUAACAAAGAGCGAACAAUGAUUGCUGGAUACAACUUCCCAAGAGCUACUCUAUAUCUACGUCCAGAAGACCUUGAAAUUACGCCAGAGCUGAGGGAUGCCAUUGCCAAACUGAGCGAGCUCCGUAAGCUGCACGAGAUGUUUGGUCAUCUAUUCUGCCAUGAAGUCAUCUUGGGUGGUUCUCUGCAGACCACUCGGACUACUACAUCUUCUGAUCAGCAGACGUGGACCACCGAAAAGGAAAAGUUCAAGGCAGAGGUUGGAGCGUCACUUGGAUAUAUGGCUCUCUCAUCUGCUUGA
Messenger RNA from Penicillium brasilianum, 1197 nucleotides. Lineage: Eukaryota; Fungi; Ascomycota; Eurotiomycetes; Eurotiales; Aspergillaceae. The record is from the annotation of a GenBank genome assembly.